Messenger RNA from Centropristis striata (black sea bass), 2556 nucleotides. It is a transcript of the gene haus3, whose product is annotated as HAUS augmin-like complex, subunit 3. Lineage: Eukaryota; Metazoa; Chordata; Actinopteri; Perciformes; Serranidae. Gene Ontology annotation, cellular component: HAUS complex; mitotic spindle; centrosome. Gene Ontology annotation, biological process: spindle assembly; centrosome cycle. The coding region runs from base 129 to 2192 and encodes 687 amino acids. The record is from RefSeq and is a predicted model, not a curated record. The transcript has 6 exons.
UCAGGACGUUUCUGCGUGCUGACGUCAGGACAGUUUGGAUGUUUGGCGCGGGCAGGUAACGGCUAGGACUGGAUGCUAACAAACCGGAGUUUCCGAAUAAAAUUCACAAUAACAAGUGCUGAACCACCAUGUUAGACGGUGGGCAGUUUGUGGAGGCAGUGGGCCGUCUAGGUUUUCCAGGUGCAUCAUCACUGAAGGCUUCCGACUUUGACUGGCUGUUUGACUGUCCUCCGGAGAACCUUCACUUCUUGCGCUUUGUCUGUCGGACCCUCAACCAGAGCAAUGUUCUCACCCCGGAGGAGGCUCAUGCUUUUCAGGAGUUACGGAAAUCUGGCAAGCCAAUUCUAGAUGAAGCCGCCUUGGGCGAGGUUCUUAAAACCAUUGGACCUUCUGAUGGGAGCAGUUCAAACAUUUUAGGGCCCUCUUCUUCAUCUUCAUCCUCGGCGUUUGCAGCUGAAGGGAAUGUGGCCAUAGAGGAUUUGGAGGCAGAGCUCCAGGCACUGCGUAAAGAGAAAGAGCUGAAGCAACAUCGCUAUAACAGGCUACAGGUUGUGGCCACAUCUCGUGCAGAUGUUGACCUGCGACUUAGUGCAGAGCAGGAGAGUGCUGCAUGUAAGCUCAAAGAGACCAGUGCUUCUAUUGGAGCUGAGAAUGCAGACACCAACACAAUGUUACAAAACCUAACAGAUGAGGUGAAAAAGCUUGCGUCAUAUCUCCCAGUUCAGCCAGAAGCCAAGCAGAAAGGAAUUGGAGAACCUGUGGCCCCGUCAAACCCUUCUAUCUCCAAAUGCCCCCCUGUCCUCCUCUCUCAGCUGUCCCUGGAUCCCUACCUGCACCAGGAGGAGCUCAACACUAAAACACUGGCUGCUUUCACUCAGAAGCAUUUCUUCCAGGGCCUCUCUGGCAUUGUUGAGACUUCUUGCUCUGAGCGCUUCCAGGUCCUUGACCUCAGCUCUUGUGAAGAUGGAGAGGACGAAGUGAACGAGCAAGAGGGAAGAAACGGGGAGGAGCGAGCGGUGGAGCGUAGGAGGACGGAGAUGGCCAGACUUCAGUGGGCUCAUAUUGUGGCUCAGCACCAAUUGAUGCAGGCCAUGGCAGAGGAGAAGAGUGUCAUGGCUGGGCUGGACUGGCUUUCUAACAAAUCCUCUCAUACUAAGAGCAUUUCCACGUCCUCCUCUCUUCAUGUCCGUGAGGUUGUGUCGAGGAAGGAGCUGCAGGCGGUGGAGGCUGAGCUGGAGGCUCUGCUCCAGGGUCCAGUACCCGCUGCCCUCAGAGAGUCAGCCAGGUUACUUAAUGUGCCGGUCGUGAGGGGAGACCUUGCUCUGCAAGUAGCCAGGCAGGACUUCUACACCUCCAGACAGAAUCAGGUACGAGACUACCUGCUCCGCCAGAAGGCGUCCUUUGACCUGCUGCUCCUGGGGCAGGAGAUGGAGUUGAGGAGGUGGAGGACGUGUCUUAAGCAGCUAGGAGAAGUUGAUAGCAGGCUGUUAAAGGAAGGCGAAGCAGCAAACCUCAGGAUUGAGUCCCUGGCACACCCUGACUUGGCGAUCAAUCCCAGGCCCAACCCCAUUAUCAGCACCAAGGAUGCAGCCUUCAGCAGGCUGCUCCAGAUCCUGGACCACCAUUCAGGCCCGGGUCGAUCAGAGCCUUUUCGGACAUAUGAAGCAUUGGACCACGCCGCUGGUGACCUCGCAGGCAACCUGCAGAUGACCCGAGACGCUCUAGCCGGUGCUGGCCGCGAGCAGUACUACACAGCUGCUCGUCUCCAUGGCGACUGCGAGGCGCUCCAAAGGGCAAUGUACACAGAGCUCCAGCAGCUGGUCUUAGGGCCGCAGGUACGUCCAGCGGCCAACACUGACCAGGAGCUGCUCUGCCCCAAUGCACAGGUGGGUUUGUUUCCUUUCAUUUUAUGCACAGUCAUCUUGGUCAACCAUACAGAGUGCAAUUCAGAAGCAAUCCUUUAUGAGCUGAGUGUGAAGCUGGUGGAAGCAGAGUCUCAGCUGCAGAGUUUGCAGCACGUAAUGCAAGAAAUCAUCGGAGAGGUUAAAGCCAAGCGUUCACAGCUGGAGCGCAAUGCCCUCCUCCGGCGGGAGAGGGAAUUAUACAUCUACUUCCACUUGGAUGCUCGCCUGCUGCAGAAAGUAGUGGAAGAUCUGGAGGGCAAAAUGGCUGUGAAGAGUGGGCAGCAGUAAAGCAAGCCAGAAUGAAUGAGGAGAGUGUAUUGUAUAAGUACACUGAGCUCUCAGUCAGAGGUUUACUUAGUAAGCCCUGCUCUGGUGCAAUGUGUACAAGUGUGAAACUAAUCAAAAUAUGCACCUUCACUUGGUUUGUGCAAGAGAUGGAAAUGAAUUCCUUGAGUCAACGCUCAACGUGUGAAGAGUUUGGUUGUUUGAGCAUUGCUGCAUGUAUGAUGAAUGAGAUUCAUUUGAGUGUCUAUUUCAAACAAUUUUACAGAAUCUAUCUAGUAUUUAGUGUCGUUGUUUGUCUUGUUCUUUACGUUUCCUUUUUGUCAUCAGAUAAAUAAAGUAAAAUGUUGUUUUCAUGAAGAUUAAGUUG